AUGUCGCUACGGAACGCGGUCAAUAUUCUCCAGCAAUACGUGCAAUCGUCACUCGAGCAGCUUCCCGAGCCUGCGCAGAACUUCGUGCUGAAUCCUCUGAUCCAGAAGGCACUCGCGGCCGCCCUGAUCUAUGGCGCUGUGCAUCAAGCUAAUCGUACGUUGUCGCACUGGUCGAUCAAUAACUGGCAGAGCGCGCAUCCGUGGCAAGGAGAUCGGGAACUUGUCCUUGUGUCAGGAGGAUGCAGCGGCAUCGGUAAACAUAUCAUGAAAGAUUUAGCUGAGAAAGGCGUGCGUGUGGUUAUUCUGGAUAUCAACGAGCCGGAUUUCCAACUACCCCGCAAUGUCCACUUCUUUAAAGCAGACAUCACCAAGUCUGAGAGUAUCAAGGCUGUUGCUGAGCAAAUCCGAGCAAGAUUGGGCGAUCCCACUGUUCUGGUCAACAACGCAGGCGUUGGCCACGAUGGUACCAUUCUCGAGGAGCCCGAAGCCAAGAUUCGGCAGACGUUUGAGGUGAACACCAUUUCACACUUCCUAAUGGUCCGAGAGUUUCUGCCUAGCAUGAUCCGCAAGAAUCAUGGCCAUGUGAUUACAAUUGCCAGCAUGGCGAGCUUUGUGGCGCUGGGUGAAAUGGUGGAUUACUGCUGUUCCAAGGCCAGUGCGCUGGCAUUCCAUGAGGGUUUGACGCAGGAACUACGGCACUGGUACCAGGCCAGAAAGGUCCGCACGAGUAUCAUCCAUCCCCUGUGGGUUCGCACCCCGAUGACCAAGCAAUUGACCGACGUGGGAGAACAGUUCAAGCAGCCUGUGAUGACGACGGAAGUGGUGUCACAAGCAGUGGUCAAGCAAAUUCUCACUCAGAGCAGUGGGCAGAUGAUUCUCCCUGCUUCACAUACGGCCGCGAGCAUCGUGCGGGCUUUCCCGAUGUGGUUGCAAGAGCGAGUUCGAAAUGUUAGCUCAGGGGCUUUGAAGUCGUUGCGAGAGUUCCAGGCUGCGGGUAAAUUGUAA
Molecule: messenger RNA, 1005 nt
Organism: Aspergillus clavatus NRRL 1
Lineage: Eukaryota; Fungi; Ascomycota; Eurotiomycetes; Eurotiales; Aspergillaceae
Product: SDR family oxidoreductase
Exons: 3
Coding region: 1-1005 (334 amino acids)
Molecular function (GO): oxidoreductase activity, acting on the CH-OH group of donors, NAD or NADP as acceptor
Source: RefSeq, a predicted model, not a curated record